UGUAAUAUCUCUCCCACACUCACUUGUGCCAUUUGUGUCAACGCAGUGGACUUUUCUCCGCGUACAAGCAGCAGGACAGGUGUGAAAUGUGCGCGACAAAGCCUGCGGUCCGGUCACUUGUGGGUUGGUCGGCUGUCCCUCACCGGGCUGCUGCGGCACCAGGAUGGAUGAGCGGAUAUACGCGGCUCUGAUUGGCCGAGCGCGCGCGCCCAGCAGGAGCUCGCGCCACUUGCGUCGUUAUUGUUGCUCCGAUUCAGCAGCGCACGAACGCCGCUGAGCGCGCAGUGUCCAUCCCCUCUCGGACCGGGAAUUCACCGCGUAUCAUUUCAGAGCUCGCACCAUGGAGGCUACGAUCUAUCAGAUCUUAUUUGGAGAGCUCGGGGACCUGAACUGUAGUCUGAUGGAUGCGUUCCAGGACACUUUCUUGGAAAACGCUACAUUGUCUUUGCUGAGCACUGAUGGUUUUUAUUGUAAUGCCACGACCGAUGAGAUUGGAACCUGCUGGCCACGGAGCGGCACCGGGAGGAUUGUGGAGAGACCCUGCCCCGAGUACAUCAACGGGGUGAAGUACAACACAACCAGGAGUGCUUACAGGGAGUGCAUGGAAAAUGGGACGUGGGCGUUGAGGAGCAAUUAUUCCCAUUGUGAACCUAUUUUGGAGGAGAAGAGGAAAUAUCCAAUGCAUUAUAAAAUAGCGCUGAUCAUCAACUACCUAGGCCACUGUAUCUCUGUGGGGGCUCUAGUCGUGGCCUUCUUCCUCUUCUUGUGCUUAAGGAGCAUACGCUGUCUUCGAAACAUCAUCCACUGGAAUCUGAUCACCACCUUCAUACUGAGGAAUGUAAUGUGGUUUUUGCUCCAGUUGAUUGACCACAACAUUCACGAGAGCAACGAGCCUUGGUGUCGAUUUAUUACCACAAUAUACAACUACUUUGUGGUGACAAACUUUUUUUGGAUGUUUGUUGAAGGAUGCUACCUUCACACGGCCAUCGUUAUGACUUAUUCAACUGACAAGCUCAGGAAGUGGGUCUUCCUCUUCAUCGGGUGGUGUAUUCCAUUCCCUAUAAUAGUAGCCUGGGCCAUUGGAAAGUUGUAUUAUGAAAAUGAACAAUGUUGGUUCGGUAAAGAACCUGGAAAAUACAUGGAUUAUAUUUAUCAGGGACCAGUUAUUCUCGUGCUUCUGAUAAAUUUUGUUUUCCUCUUCAACAUAGUAAGAAUUCUCAUGACCAAACUAAGAGCUUCAACUACGUCUGAAACGAUACAAUACAGAAAAGCCGUGAAAGCAACACUGGUCUUGCUUCCUCUGCUGGGCAUCACCUACAUGCUCUUCUUUGUGAAUCCGGGGGAGGACGACAUUUCACAAAUCGUUUUCAUCUAUUUCAACUCCUUUCUGCAGUCUUUCCAGGGGUUCUUCGUGUCAGUGUUUUAUUGCUUUCUAAAUGGAGAGGUGCGCUCCGCGGUGAGGAAACGGUGGCAUCGCUGGCAGGACAACCACGCGCUCCGAGUGCGAGUGGCGCGAGCCAUGUCAAUCCCCACAUCCCCGACCAGGAUCAGCUUUCACAGCAUCAAACAGACCACAGCCGUGUGACCAGGGGAACGGGCACGCGCACUGUAAUCUCCUCCACGGCCUCCGAGGGAACACGCUCACUGAUUCCUCUAACAGAGCCAUAGUGUGUCCAGUGGCACUGAAGGUGCAGGAUUGGUUAUUUUGUUUUGUGUUUUGAGAACAAAUUAGUGGCAACGGAAAUUACUCUUUAAGUGCACAUGAAGUGGACACAUUAGGGUUCCCUGAAGGAUUUCUGUCCCGUAGCAUACAGUACAGGAGGUUUGAGCUUUUCAAGAGAUUGGCGUAUUUAAAAGACGUACAUUAAAUAUGACAUGACGGGAGCAGGAUAAUGCUGCAGGAUUUGUGGCAGGAUACUUCAAACAAUGGUUGGCAGGUGAGAAGAAAUCCCUGGCAGUUUGAAUAAUAUGCAUUCACAAUGUUGCCAUAACAGCCAUUUCUAUUAAGCACGAUGAACACCAAAAUCCAAAAUUGCUCUUUGGAAUAACUGCUUGUUUGCAUCAGCAGCUACUUUUGUCGGCUCAGACAGAAGCUUUGAGGAAUAAAGAUGGUUUACUCGAAUUAAAUAUAUAAAAAAAAACCUAUACACAAUAAAAGGCAUAUGAUUUAAUAGAGCUACUGCUCUCUGUAGUGAAAUGGGUAAAGUGAAUAAGUGGUAUUCACCUACUCAAUGUGAACAGGUGUACAGUGUGAUCAAUGUGACCAUUUCAUACAAAGAAGGCAUUCUUAACAAACAUUUGGAACGUUCAUCCCUUAAGUCUGUUCUUUUAUACAAUAUUGAAUUUUAAUCCUCAUGCUUUGUUUAAAAAACAAAACAACAACAUUGUUAAAAUAUCUAUUUACUCCCUCUUAUGCUUAGUUUUCUCUCGUUCACUUUGUUGGACUUUAUUUUUGUCUCCUUGCAGAAGGAGUGAGUGAUUACAUAAAGAGCGAUGUGAUGGGUCUGAAUUCCCUGAGGAAGAUGGAUAAACAGUCCCAAAUCAAAGCUCUCUUCCAAACGAGAGAAGAUGAAAUUUCUUUCAAGCAAUUUAUGUAAUGUAUACUGUACGCGUGCCAUGUGCCAAUGCGUGGAUUUAUCGCGCGGGCACGGCGGAAGCAGAUUAAAUUCCUUUAGCCUUAUGAGAUCCGUGUAGCUUUCUCAUAAUCAGUGUCACAACUAAGCUGCUGGUUCGAGCGAAGAGAAGCUCAACAAAGUGAGCACCAAUCGCCCCCCUAAACAUGUCGACUCUCACAUCGGCUCCGGCUGCUGGAACGGUUCUACUGUGAGCAGUCGGAUGCGCAGUGACCAACAGAAAUACUUGUUUGUUCGGAUGAAGAAGAUAGGAUUGUCAACAAUCAUAAAAGUCUGAAUUAUGCUGCAUUAAGCCUCAAUGCAGAUGUUUCUGUGCGUGUCUCCCGACAUUAAUCAGACCGACUGUUUCCACUUACUACUUGUACUGGAGCUGGUAUGUCGAAGGCUCCAAUCCCACAUGAGCGUGCUAGUCAUCUAACUCUUGGCAAGAAUGUAAAUAAGCAUAUUUCCUAAAAAGAACCUUUCAAAUAUUUCAAUGAACGCUCCUGUUCUAUUUUAAUUUGUUUUGUAUUUAUUUGUAUCUUAUUUAACUGUUUAUAUACUUUGAUUAUACUAAAUGUACUUUUCCAAUUUGUAUUUUGCAAACUUUUGUUACAUUACUGCGGAACAAUUUUUUGUUUGUUGUUGAUGUGCUGCUCGAGCGGACUGAUGGUAAAUGUUGGCCAUGUGAUUUUAAUGUUAAUAUUUCAAUUUCUUAUUCCAUCAUCUCAACUUGUGCAGCUGUAACAACUGCGCACCCCUCCAUGACCUCAUCAUUAACACAAAAAGGCACAUUACAGAAUGGUUGUGAAAUAUUUUCAUACAUAAGCAAGUAAGUAAAUCAUUUAUUUGACCUCACCAAAGAGACCAACCAUGUUUACCAACAGUCAUAUUUUUAUUGUCUACAUAUUUAUAUGGUUUCCACUGCACUGUGUAGACCAAAGCUUGUCGAUGUUUAUUUUCUUUACCAUCAAUUGUACAUGAUUAAAUGUAUUCAAUGCAGUGUGAUGUCAGAUUUGGUAAAUUAUAUCUGUAGAUUUGACCAACUGAUUUGAUUGAAAACUCUUUGUUGAACCACCCGUGUUGCCUUACAAACAAAAGGAAAUGCUUUUUUUGUGUGAAAAGGAAGCUAGUGUCUCUGUAAAUGAUGUAUCAUUGUGUUAUUGAUAUAUAUAUAUAUAUAUUUGUACAUGCACAUGUGAAAGGAAAAAAAAAUGUUGAUUUGAAUUAAAAUCUCAUUUUUGCUCUUUGGU
Molecule: messenger RNA, 3865 nt
Organism: Scophthalmus maximus (turbot)
Lineage: Eukaryota; Metazoa; Chordata; Actinopteri; Pleuronectiformes; Scophthalmidae
Gene: crhr2
Product: corticotropin-releasing factor receptor 2
Exons: 12
Coding region: 341-1585 (414 amino acids)
Biological process (GO): cell surface receptor signaling pathway; long-term synaptic potentiation; adenylate cyclase-modulating G protein-coupled receptor signaling pathway
Cellular component (GO): dendrite; plasma membrane; axon terminus
Molecular function (GO): peptide hormone binding; corticotropin-releasing hormone receptor activity; G protein-coupled peptide receptor activity
Source: RefSeq, a predicted model, not a curated record